AAAAGCUCCUUUGCUUCAUAACAACUCCACAUGCCAAUUUCGUGUUUGAAUAUGAAUAUUAAAUAUUUGGAUUUUGAAUACUUCUAAUUUAUCUAAGGAAUUUCACUUAAUAUAGUAUAAGCAGAUCCCUGCUAAUUGGGAUAAAUCGAAUAAGUCAAGAUAUGUCCUUUGUUGGCUGCUUAUCUCUGAGGUUCUUUGUAGAGGAAAACUGGGUUACUCCGUAUACCAAAUGACCAACAACUGCAUGUGUGAAGAUGUUAGUGCUACAGAUCAUCAAUGUAGAUGUAGAGGAGCAGAUUUCGUUGAUAUACCACAAAAUUUAACUAAAAGCCUGAGUAUUUUAUCGAUCCAGGAUGCUGGCUUAGAAGUACUUAAAAGCGAUUCUUUGAUAAAAUAUGCAGAAACUCUUCAUGAAUUAAACAUGAUAAACUUGGACAAGUUUUACCACAUCGAAACCGGCGUCUUUCGCAACUUGGUUCAAUUCCAAACUUUAUAUAUAUACAGUGCCCCCAGAUUAAAGAAGAUUCUUCCAGAGGUCUUUACCGCUUAUCUACCGAAAUUCAAAGUAUUGCGAAUUAUGUACACAGGGCUUCAGCACGUCCCAAAUUUGAACGGCCUAAAUUUAAGCUCGGCUCUGAAUAUGGUGGACUUGGACCAUAACAAAGUCAGGAAAAUAUCAUCUAGGGACCUCAAUGGCAUUGCUAUAAGCCAACUGAUAUUGAGCUACAACGAGAUAGAAAUGGUACAAGAAGAUGCGUUUAUGGAUUCACAAAUUGCUUCAAUAACUCUUCGGGGUAAUACUAAGUUAAAAGUGUUACACAAAAAAGCUUUUCGAAAGCUGCACGAUCUUAGAAUGAUAGAUUUGUCUGACACAUCUAUAACUACGCUUCCUACUGAAGGCUUACAAGAUAUUGAUAUAUUAAAAAUUGAAAAUAGUUAUUCGUUGAAAGUAUUCCCUUCAGUAUUUAAUUUUAAGAAUAUAAAAGAAGCGUGGCUUACUUACCCUUACCAUUGUUGUGCUUUCAUGUACCCUACUACCCAUGGUGAAUAUGAAAAGCAUAUACAAAGCUUACUGCAGCUCCAGGAAGCAUGCUUAAAAAACCAAUCAACACUUAACAGUUAUCCAAUUGAUUAUCAGAUUCCCAAAUUUCCGAGUUGCACAGACUCGGAUUCUAUGUGGCAUAACGAAGAGGUGGAUCACAUUUUUGUCAAACAUGACUGCGACAUUAGCCAUGAGGUGUUCUGUCAAGAUUUUAAAGAGGUCAUGUGCUAUCCAAAGCCCGAUCCGUUCAAUCCAUGUGAGGAUCUUAUGGGUAACUGGGGCCUAAGAAUUCCGGUUUGGAUCAUAGCACAUUCAGCUGCCAUCGGAAAUCUUUUUGUACUCCUAGUUAUAGCAACGUCACAUUUUCGUUUAACUGUUUCAAAGUUUCUUAUGUGUAACUUGGCUAUAGCAGAUUUAUGUAUUGGGGUUCAUUUACUCUUAUUGGCUGGUAUAGAUGCGCAUUCGAUUGGCGCAUAUUUUAACUUUGCCAUAGACUGGCAGGAAGGAUAUGGAUGCAACGUGGCUGGCUUUUUAACAACUUUUGGGAAUGUUCUCUCGGUGUUUACUCUAGCAGUUAUAACGUUGGAACGUUGGUGUACUAUUACUUGGGCAGCACAUUUACAUAAACGUUUGAAAAUGCGCACUUCAGUGAAAAUAAUGAUAAUAGGAUGGAUAGCAGCUAUAAUAAUGGCGUCAUUACCACUACACGGUAUUAGCAGCUAUGCUAGGACAAGCAUAUGCCUUCCACUAGAAUACAAGAACCAUUGGGACGCUAUCUACUUGGCUGCUCUAUUGAUGAUCAAUUGUUCUGCCUUCACUAUCAUCUGUGUUUGUUAUGGGAGCAUGUAUAGAACCAUUAGAUCAGGUACUAAAUCAGGAAUAGCCAACUCAGCACGAAACGACCAAACAGUAGCCAAAAAAAUGGCCCUGCUAGUGUUCACAGAUUUCGCCUGCUUGUCUCCAAUUGCAUUUUUUGGUUUCACCGCUUUACUGGGCUAUCCCCUCAUCACAGUUACCCAAACAAAGAUUCUUUUGGUGUUCGUCUACCCGCUUAACUCUUGUGCCAAUCCUUGCCUGUAUGCCAUUUUAACACAACAGUAUCGCAAGGAUUUCUUCAUACUUUUAGGUCGCUUAGGAUUAUGCAAAGAGUACGCGCAGUACAAUAGAGGCGCUAUAAGAGGCAGGCCACUUCCAUAUACAACGAAGUUUCAAAGGCCUAAUGGUAUGACCAGAAGUGUGAGUAGCAAAAGCAGUAGUCACGUUAAUAGAAACUCACUGGUAACCACUGUGAGCAAUGUGAAUGUCGAGAUUCCUUUAACUAGUUCGGGAAAAUGUCGAGACAAUGAGUGUAAAAAGAUGGAAUUUAAUUCUGUCAAUUUGUAAAAUCUGAUAAGGGUUCAAUUAAGAAAUUAAGGUUAUAGAAAUAGCUUUUAGUCGAGAGAGUUUGUUUUCAUGAACAAAGAGGGGAGAGUCAAGGUUAAUGGAGAAGUCUGUCUGACAAUAUGUUUCCUGCAGGAAAAGAAGAAUCGACUUUUAGUGACAGGGCCAGGUUUAUGUUUAGCAGAACAAAACAUGUAAAUACACAUAUAUUAUUACAUACACUCUUAAAAUUAAAAAUUAAUUUAAAAAUUGUGCCAAAAUGUAUCUUAUUACCCAAGUUACGCUAAGCCAAAUGCGAAAGUCGAGCAAAGACGCGAAUUAUUUCUGUGACCUCGAAAAACUGGUCUCAGAUAAACCACAUGGAUGACUAGUAGACUAACCUGGGAAAAGCGGUUGCAGACAAACAGAACGUACAUCCUUUAAAAAGAUUUUCUUAUAUUAUUAGUAAGUUAAGAGUAUUAUAUUGUGUGUUCCGUCAAUUGUGAAAUUUAUAUUAUUCAAGUAAUGAUUUAAACUUGUAAACGGUAUAGAAAAAUAAAUUGAUAAUUAUUAUAAAAUUUA
This is a messenger RNA of Anthonomus grandis grandis, 2983 nucleotides long. RefSeq names its product lutropin-choriogonadotropic hormone receptor-like. The transcript is spliced from 17 exons. Lineage: Eukaryota; Metazoa; Arthropoda; Insecta; Coleoptera; Curculionidae. Gene Ontology annotation, molecular function: G protein-coupled receptor activity; protein-hormone receptor activity; protein binding. Gene Ontology annotation, biological process: G protein-coupled receptor signaling pathway. The record is from RefSeq and is a predicted model, not a curated record. Gene Ontology annotation, cellular component: membrane. The coding region runs from base 230 to 2425 and encodes 731 amino acids.